Molecule: messenger RNA, 2820 nt
Organism: Coregonus clupeaformis (lake whitefish)
Lineage: Eukaryota; Metazoa; Chordata; Actinopteri; Salmoniformes; Salmonidae
Gene: rab33a
Product: RAB33A, member RAS oncogene family
Exons: 3
Coding region: 195-914 (239 amino acids)
Biological process (GO): Rab protein signal transduction
Cellular component (GO): Golgi apparatus; endosome
Molecular function (GO): GTP binding; GTPase activity
Source: RefSeq, a predicted model, not a curated record
AAAUGUUAGAAUUGUUUUCUACAGAGCUAAUCAAAAUGGAGACCCAGCAUCUAAUUCUACCAGCUCUUUUGGAACCAAUAUUUCAUUAGCUGCUUGUGGGGGAGUGGAUUGCUGUUGUUGCCCUGCCUGGUAGCCCUACCUUCCUUCCCCCAUCCGCGAGUCCAGUACACAACUGUGUACAUCAUCUUAACGUAAUGGCAAAUGAAUCUCUUGAAAAUGAUGGAGGGACCGGUUCGAGAAAUUCAAGAAAUACACAUUUGACAUCAUCUGUGGAUCUCAGCACAUCCUUAGAAUCGAGUGUUCAGACUCGAAUAUUUAAAAUAAUUGUAAUCGGGGAUUCAAAUGUAGGGAAGACCUGCUUAACCUUCCGCUUCACCGGUGGGAGCUUUCCAGAGAAGACAGAGGCGACAAUCGGUGUGGAUUUCCGGGAGAAAGCAGUGGAAAUAGAGGGCGAAAAAAUAAAGGUGCAGGUGUGGGACACUGCAGGACAGGAACGCUUCAGGAAGAGCAUGGUAGAACACUACUACCGCAAUGUGCACGCUGUCGUUUUUGUUUACGACGUCACCAAGAUGAACUCAUUCCAGAACCUGAAGACGUGGAUCCAGGAGUGCAACGGGCACCGCGUCUCACCCACUGUGCCUCGGGUUCUGGUGGGCAACAAGUGUGACCUGGUUAGUCAGAUCCAAGUGCCCUCCAACACUGCCCUCAAGUUUGCAGACGCCCACAACAUGCUGCUGUUUGAGACCUCGGCCAAGGACCCCAAGGAGAGCCAAAACGUGGACUCCAUUUUCAUGUGCCUGGCAUGUCGGCUGAAAGCCCAGAAGUCCCUGCUGUACAGGGAUGUGGAGAGGGAGGAUGGAAGGGUUAGGCUUUCACAAGCGACAAACGUUAAUAAGAGCAACUGCCCUUGCUGAGGGAAAUACUGUGACUCUCCUCCACUCUGCAAUGAUUCCUCCUCUCCUUUUAAGACUGCUGUCACUUGAAUUGAAGAAUUUAACAUAAACAAACAACAUAAGAAGAUACUGUUCUAAUGUUAACAUUUCUAAUAUUCGAUUGUUGUCUGUAUGUAUACACCUCUUUUUGACCCUCUCUUGCUUUACUCUCUUUCUUUGAUAUAUUAUCAUUAUCACAUUCUGUGUUUCCUCCUAAUAAUGGCCUUAAGGCAAGAGAUGUUAUCCAAUGGUGUGUUAUAUAUGUUUAUUUAUUUUGUAUUUGAGUUGUAAAGGUCUGUACAUGUUUGCUGUCAAUAUUAUUGUUUCAUGCAAUAUACAUGUGUGUAACAUGAUUGUCACAAUCUCACAAAGGGACUUUCAUGAAGACUAUUCCAUGUCAGACUAUUUGGGUAUUACGUAUGUGCAUCGUUAUACAUCUGGAGAGUAUUGUUUGUGUUUUUUAACAAUCUGUUUUUAAUAUUAAGACAUAUCCGCUAAUAAUCCUUCACAAUGAAUUAUCAUAGCCAUAACACAGAUGAUGGGGGAGACAAUUAUUCUAGUUUCUGGUUUUGUCAUAUAGUUAUCCCAAUACGCUCCCCCUCUGCCCACCAGAGGUUUCUCAGAUUUCAGGUCUGCUAUCCUGCUUUCUGUUUUCUCUCCAUUGAUCAUCAUCAUAUUUCUGACUCCCAUUGAUCAUCAUCAUAUUUCUGACUCAAGUCUCCCCAAAACAUGCGAUUUGUAAAUAUUCAACAGAUAUCAUGUGUCCCUGAAUGUAUCUUGCAGCUGGUGAACACAAAGCACAUACUACUGAAAAUAGCGUUUUGAGAAGAGGAUCUUUCACUAAGGAUCUUCCACACAUUUCUAAAGGUUAUAAAUAAAAAAAUGUACACUAGAUGUAGUGGAAAUUGGUAGUCAUAGUCUGGCUUUCAUGAAAAUAGCAUUUAAUAUUACUUAGCAUAAGAGUCAAAUUUUACACACUUUAUAAUAUCAAAAUUGUUUAUUGGCUCUUUUGGGAUAUCUAUUGGAUCUAUUCAUAAGACACUGGGACAUUUUAAAGCAUCUUAGUGCUCCAAAUGACAUGAACUAUUCAGCAAGAAUUGACUUUAUGCCAUUAAAAUAAUAAAACAAAUAUUUUCCUUACUGUUGGUUUGAAAGCAUCUCCCCAACAUAAUGAAUGAAGGAUGAUAGCUACAUAUACAGCUACAAUGUAUCUAUACAAUCAGAGAGGAAGAGGCAAAGCGAGAGGUAAAGCGAGAGGCCCAACUCGGCCCACAGGCCAAAAUCUGUCUUCUCCAGCAGGUGGCGUUUAAAAUAAAAAAAGGUCAAUGAGAGAGUGGAAUUUGUAUGGAGGUCAAUAAGAGUGUAGAAUUUGGUCAACAAAAAGUGGAAUGGCUUAUUUGCUAUGUGAGGCAUAUUUGAUUGAAUAGAAGAUUUGUAAUGCUUAGAUUGUUAUGAGUGUACUAAUAAGUAGGACACGUCACAACUUUGAGAAAAGCAAACUUUAUAUCGGAGUUGUGCCUGUUCUAACCUUAACCCAUACCAUUUUAAAUUUCAACUUCAAUGGGGCAGGGACGUCCCAUUGGUGGGCAUUGCAUAGUUUUUUUGGGGUGGGCAUUGCAUAUACUAAUUUCUUAAUCCCCACGAUGCAUAUCAAAGUAGUGUAGUGACGGUAUACUCCGUAUCAAUUACUAAGGCUGAUGAAACAGAUAAAAAUGUUUAGCUGAAAAAAAUGUACGCGCAGCAAUGUACACACGGCGGUAGGCCAAGCAAUUUAAUAGACUUUGAGAUGGAAAUAUCCAUUAGAAAUGUUGAAAGAUGGGAGAUCUAAAGAUGCAACAAAUAUCAUGGAUUACUAAUAUGACUAGGAUAAUGCCUUUGGCUGCUAGAU